Messenger RNA from Dracunculus medinensis (Guinea worm), 453 nucleotides. The record is from the annotation of a GenBank genome assembly. NCBI's taxonomy places the organism in Eukaryota, Metazoa, Nematoda, Chromadorea, Rhabditida, Dracunculidae.
AUGAAGAUCCUUUCAAUUGUAUUUUAUUUGCGAUGUCAGUUGUCAAUUAUCGUAUUUGCUGCCAUUAUCUUGGAUACAGAGCCAUCACGAAGUAUUUUCCCUACUUCUCCUAUUAAGGUAGUGUCUUUCUUAGCUAAGCAGAGGAGUGUGAAUGAAAUGUCACCAGUUGAAAACGCAUUGGCUGGCUCAUUAGCUUCAGUUUUUGCUGCAUUUGUGUUAUGUCCCACCGAAUUAAUUAAAUGCAAGCUUCAAGCUCAGCGUGAAGUCAACCCGGAUGUUCAUAGGUCUUUUUCUUCGCUUCAUCAUUUGCUAUUAUUCUUAUUAUCAUUUAAAUUAUUUAUAUUUAUUAUGUAUAGUUAUUAUAUAUUUUUUUUUCUUCUUUAUGAUAUAUAUAUAUAUAUUAAUAUGGGCGAUAAGUUGAUUACUUUUUAUGCAAGGCAUAUUUUCAGAUAA